GGAAAAAAGAAAACACACACGUGUCUCCACAAACACUUUGAGAUAAACUCGGACGGACAAACAAAUCUGUGUUUGAAGACAUCCAUUCAAUAUUUCAUUUUACUGGUUCACAUUAAAAACACAAAACAAACCCAAAAACCAAAAGAAAAGAAAGAUAUGGUUUUUUCAGUGAUCCCCAAUCUUUCAACUCCAUCUUUUACUCGCCUUGUUAAUCUCAAUAGUAAUAAUAAUAUCCAAUCUUCUGCUUCUUCUUCUUAUUAUUAUUCACAUAAUAAUAAUAAUAAAUGUUUAUCUCAUGGUGGUGGUGGUCUUGGUGUGCAAUCAGCUGUCGAACCGCCUCCGGUUCGGGUUCGGGUUACACCCCCACCCGACCCACGACAGGACUUUUAUGUCAAUCUUGGCUUAGCUGUUCGGACUCUCCGUCAUGAUUUGCCCCUUAUCUUUACUUCAGAUCUCAAUUAUGAAAUCUAUAGGGAUGAUAUUACUUUUGUUGAUCCGUUGAACAAAUUUACUGGUAUAGACAAUUACAAGAUCAUCUUUAGAGCUUUACGAUUCCAUGGGCGGAUUCUAUUUAAAGAAAUAUCGUUGGAAGUUAUCAAGGUUUGGCAGCCAUCAGAAAAUCUAAUUUUGAUCCGUUGGAACCUCAAGGGGGUCCCUCGAGUGCCAUGGGAAGCAAAGGGAGAAUUCCAGGGUACUUCACGUUACAAAUUGGACCGAAAUGGGAAGAUCUACGAGCAUAAAGUUGAUAACUUGGCUUUCAAUUUUCCACACCAGUUUAAACCGGCUGUAUCUGUUCUUGAUAUGGUGGUAGCUACAAGACCCCCUGCAACUCCUAACCCUACAUUCUCGUGGGGAGCACUGGAUUCAGCCUACUCGUCAUCGUGGCUAGACUUUUAUCGUGCAGUUAAGAACACAUUGGAUCCUGGUCAAGAUUUUCCGGUUUUACAAGAUUGUCAAUUAGUUGCUGCUACUUGUAUAUAGUGAGUGCUUAGUUAUACUACUCUUUUACCUACUGUUAUGUAUAUGCAUACUUACUAUGCUGCACAUACUCUACAUAUACGAUAUGACAAACAUUCCAUCUUGAUAGCCA
Messenger RNA from Erigeron canadensis, 1090 nucleotides. RefSeq lists its product as uncharacterized. The coding region runs from base 157 to 981 and encodes 274 amino acids. The transcript is spliced from 2 exons. NCBI's taxonomy places the organism in Eukaryota, Viridiplantae, Streptophyta, Magnoliopsida, Asterales, Asteraceae. The record is from RefSeq and is a predicted model, not a curated record.